Molecule: messenger RNA, 5043 nt
Organism: Closterium sp. Yama58-4
Lineage: Eukaryota; Viridiplantae; Streptophyta; Zygnematophyceae; Desmidiales; Closteriaceae
Source: the annotation of a GenBank genome assembly
AUGCAUGACUGCGUUGCACCACUCCCGCUUCUCUCUGCCUCCGAACCCUCCGCUCCCGUGCCCCCACCCUCGCCCCAGAUGGGUCGCGGAGCGCCGCCCAUGCACGCGGCGGGUCGCGGUGGGCCUAUAGGCGCGCCUCCCAUAGGCGGUCCCCCGCAGCCUUCCCCCGGCGGCGGCUUGUUGCCCGGGCCUGCAGGCCGCGGACAGGUAAGCAUUUCUCCGCACCUCCCGACUUCCUCCUCUCCCAUCGCCCUCCCUCCUCUUCCGCGGUUCCACCCCCCACCUCCUUUCGCACCCCCUCCUUCCUGCUCUUAUACUGUCCUUAUUCACACCACCCGACAUCCGCUCGCCCCUCAUUGCAGUUCCAGCCGCCAGGAGCGCCAGGAGCGCCAGGCGCACCAGGAGCGCCAGGAGCUCCUGGAGCGCCGGGAGCGCCGGGGGCACCGCCGGGCGCGCCAGGCGUGGGAGCGCCGCACCUGCCGCCGGGCCAGCAGCCGCCAGGGCAAGUCCCUCCGGGACAGCAGCAGGCGCAGGGGCAAGGGCCGCCGGGAGCGCCAGGCGCGCCGGGAGCACCGGGCGCACCGGGAGCGCCAGGAGCGCCAGGAGCGCCCGGAGCGCCGGGAGCAGCAGCACCAGGGGCGGGGGGACCAGGCGGACCUGCCCCCCCCGGCGCUCCUUAUGGCGCUCGCCCUGGCGGCCCCCCGCUUCCCCCUGGCGCCCCCCCUCAGUGAGAAGCAUUGGUCUCUAAGCAGCAGGCCAUCAUUCCCUGUCGCCUGCUCUCCCCCCGCUUCUCCUUUUACGCAGGUGCCCCUUCCCCAGAUGCCACCUCCCGCCACAACAACGCCCGCCCCCGCGGCCACGCAGGCCGCACCUGGGGGAGGCGCAACUGCCGCUCCAGCAGGCGCCAGCAGCGGCAGUGGCGCUACUGGGGGAGCGGCGUCUGAGUGGCAGGAGUACACUACGCCGCAGGGGCGCAAGUAUUUCUUCAACAAGCGCACGCAGCAGUCGAGCUGGGAGAAACCCACUGAUCUCAUGACUCCCAGUGAGCGUGCCGACGCCACAACGGUGUGGAAGGAGUUCACAACAGCGGAGGGGCGCAAGUACUUUUUCAACAAGAUCACCAAGCAGAGCACGUGGACCAUCCCAGCUGACCUCAAGGUGCGCCAACUGGUAGAUAGAUGUGCCAGAAAGUGUUGCUUCUGUGCGCGCCGCAAGGACUUAACGACAACGACAAGCGGAGGGGCGAAAGUAUUUUUUCAACAAGAUCACCAAGCAGAGCACGUGGACCAUCCCUGCCGACCUCAAGCACCUGUGGCGCCAGCAGUAACACCAGUCAUGCCUGGAGCCCCCGGAGCAACAGCCAUGGUGGGUGGGGUACCCCCGCUGCCCGGCGUCCCCCCACCUGCUGCCACACCAGGGCAGGCAGCAUUGGGGAUGGCAGCACCAGGGGCCGUCCCUCCUGCUGCCUAUGCAUACACGCCUCCUCUCCCCGGGGUGGCGCCAUUGGUGCCAGGUGCAGGGCCGAUGGGGGCUUCCCCUGUGCCGCCUGCUGGUGUUCCCCUGCCUGCUGCUGCUACUCUCACCCCGCCUCUUCCAGCUGCUGCUGCGGCCGCCACGCAGGCGCAGGCACAACCCACUCAAGCUGCACCAGAGGCGAAGGGGGCACCAGCGGUGAGCAAGAUCAACAUAACGCCCAUCACGGAACCCAAGCCCCCCCCUGCUCCUGUGGGCGAGCCUGUCUAUGCCACCAAGCAGGAGGCCAAGGCGGCGUUCAAGGAGCUGCUGGAGGCGGUGGGGGUGACAUCGGAGGGCACGUGGGAUCAGGCGAUGAAGAAGAUCAUCAACGACAAGCGAUACGGCGCACUCAAGACGCUGGGGGAGCGCAAGCAGGCCUUCAAUGAGUACAUAACGCAGCGCAAGAAGCAGGAGGCGGAGGAGAAGCGGCUGAGGCAGAAGAAGGUGCGGGAGGACUUCAUCGCGAUGCUGGACGAGUCCAAGGACCUCUCCUCCUCCAUGCGCUGGCAGAAAGCGGCGCCCUUGUUUGAGAAGGACCUGCGGUGCGUGGCGGUGGAGUCGGAGAGGGAGAGGGAGGAGCUAUUCGACGACUACCUCAUUGACCUUGUCAAGAAGGAGAAGGACCGAGUGAGGGAGGAGAGGAAACGCAACAUGGCAGAAUUCAAGCAGUACCUCGAGACGUGCGGCUACGUCACUUCCGCCACGCACUACCGCAAGGUGCAGGACCGGUUAGAGGAGCAUGAGAGCUGUGCCAAGCUCGAUAAGAUUGACCGCCUUGAAGUCUUCCAGGAAUUCAUUCGCGAGCUGGAGAGGAGGGAGGAGGAGGAGAGGCAGCAGAAGAGGGAGCAACAGCGGCGCCAGGAGCGCAAGAACCGCGACGCCUUCAGGCGGCUGAUGGACGAGCACAAGGCGGCGCUCACCCUCACUGCACGCACCCGCUGGCGCGACUUUGUCAACGUGGUGAAGGACGACCCGGCAUACGUGGCAGUAGCAGCCAACCUGGGCGGGUCGACGCCCAAGGAGCUGUUUGAGGACGUUAUUGACGACCUGGACAAGCAGUACAAGGAGGACAAGGACAAGAUCAAGGACCUCAUCAAGAAGAAGAAGGUGGUGGUGACGUCAGCCACCACCUUCGAGGCGUUUAAGGCUGCUCUCGGCUACGCCCCUCCCCCUCCUCCUCCCCCUGCCCCCGCUGCUGCUGAUUCUGCCACCGCUGCUGCUGAUGCUGGUGCUGGCACGGCAGUAAAGGAGGAGGCGAAGGAGGAGGGAAAGAAGGGAGAUGUGGAGAUGAAUGGGGUGAAAGAGGAGGGGGGCUUGAAGAAGGAAGGAGUUACAGAGGAGGGGGGAGCGAAGGAGGGGGAGGGAGAGGCAGGGAAGGUGAAGGAGGAGCCUCGGGAGGAGGGCAAGGGAGGGGGAGGAGAGGCGGGUGCUGCUGUGGACAACAAGACGACCAUCAAGCAAGAGGAGGGCGACAAGGCAGUGAAGCAAGAGGCGGGCGCGGGCGCGGUGAAGCAGGAGGAGCAGGCGGAGGAGGGCAAGGAGAGCAAGGAGGAGGUGAAGCUGCCGCCACCGCCACCGCCACCACUGCCACCGAAAGCUGAUGAGUCGACUCCUAAGGUCGCCGAUAUGAGCCUCAAGAUAGUGUGGGAGGAUCUGGUGGAACGAGCAGUGGAGAGGGAGGAGAAGGAGGCGCGACGCAAGAAGCGGCUGGCAGAGGACCUCGCGGACGCCCUCAGGGGCGUGAAGGGGCUGACAGGGAGCACCACCUGGGAGGAGGCGAAGCCGCUUGUGCAAUCGCUGCCUGAGUACAAGGCGAUAUCGGAGGAGGCGGAACGGAAGAAGGUGGUGGAGGAGCACGUGGCUCGGCUGCUGCAUAAGGAGAAGAAGAGGGAGAAGGAGAAGGAGAAAGAGAAGGAGAAGGAGAGGAAGAAGAAGGAAGAGAAGGUGCUGUUGUGGCACACUACUUGGAUAAAACUUUGUUACCCCAUCUGCCUGUCGUGCAAUCCUUUUUACCUCUUUCCUUCCCUUUCCACCCUGUUUCCACUUGGCUUUCCUCCUCACCCUCUUUCUUCCACCUUUCUCUCAUUCACUCUCUAUUCCCCUAUGUUGCCCUCUCACUACCUCAUCUUCCGUCCUGCCUGUGCCUGUGCCUGUGCCUGCGCCUGCGCCUGUGCCUGUGUCUGCGCCUGCCUGUGCCUGUGCCUGUGCCUGUGCCUGCGCCUGCCUGUGCCUGUGCCUGUGCCUGUGCCUGCGCCUGCGCCUGUGCCUGUGCCUGUGCCUGUGCCUGUGCCUGUGAAUGUGCCUGCGCCUGCGCCUGUGCCUGUGCCUGCGCCUGCGCCUGUGCCUGUGCCUGUGCCUGUGCCUGUGCCUGCGCCUGUGCCUGUGCCUGUGCCUGUGCCUGUGCCUGUGCCUGCGCCUGUGCCUGCGCCUGUGCCUGCGCCUGUGCUUGUGGAUUUGCAGGCGAAGAAAGAAGAAGAGAAGAAGGAGAAGGAGAAGAAGGAGAAGGAAGAGCGGGAGAAGGAGAAAGAGGAGAAGGAGAAGAGGAAGGAGAGAGAGCGGAAGGAGAAGGAGGAGAAGAAGGAAAAGGAGAAGGAAAAGGAGAAGGAGAGAGAGAAGGAGAAGGAGAAGGAGAAGGAGAAGGAGAAGGAGAAGGAGAAGGAGAAGGCUAAGGAGAGAGGGAAGGAGAGGAAGGGAGAGAGAGCGAGAGAGAGAGCGAAGAAGGAUAAAGGCAUGGAAGCAGAGGGCAGCAAAGAAGGUAAGGGGAAAGGAGAUGAGAAGGAUAAGAAGGAUGGGGCUGAGGACAAGAAGAAGAGAGAUGGGGAGAAGAAGAGGAAGGAUAGGGGGGAAUCGGAUGAGAGCGAGGGAGAGGAGGAGGAGUUAGAGGAGGGAGAGGACAGGCCUAAGGGCAGCAAGCAGGCGAGGAAGAGUGGUGAUGCAUCUGAUGAGGACUGGGAGGAGCGUGAGAAAGCAAAGGAGUUGGAGCGAUCGAAGGCAAAGGAGAAGAGGAAGGAGCACAGGAGGCGGUCUAGGAGGGAUGAGAGUGAGGAUGAGGAUGAGGAGGAUGAGGAAGAGAGGGAGAAGGGUGGGAAGAAGCGAGAGAAGAGGGAUAGGGAGGAGGAGAAGGAGAAGGGUCGAUCCAAGGAGAAGCGAGAGAAGGAUGAGAAGGACGAGAAGGGGAAGGGGAAGGAGAAGGAGAAAGAUAGGGAGGAGAAGAAGAAGGGGAAAGGGAAGGAUGAUAAGGAAAGGGAGAAGGAGAAGGAGAGGAAGCACAGGAGGAGGCACCGGGACGAGGAGGAUGAUGAGGAGGAGGAGGAGGAUGAGAAGGAAUCUCGCAGAUCGAAGCGUAGCAAGGGCAGCAGCGACCACCGGCGGUCCUCCCGCAAGGACCAUGAAAGUGACAGCGAAUCGGAGGACAGCGGGCAUAGGAGCAGGGAUCGCGAGAGGAAGCACCGCAGCAGCAAGUCGAAGAAGUCGUCGCACCGCUCGCGAGCAGACGAGGACCUGGAGGAUGGGGAAGUGGGCACAUGA